Molecule: messenger RNA, 1237 nt
Organism: Cajanus cajan (pigeon pea)
Lineage: Eukaryota; Viridiplantae; Streptophyta; Magnoliopsida; Fabales; Fabaceae
Product: NDR1/HIN1-like protein 6
Biological process (GO): defense response to other organism
Cellular component (GO): plasma membrane
Source: RefSeq, a predicted model, not a curated record
GCCAUUACCUGCUCCAAAUACGCGUUCAUCUUCUCACCCUAUUCAUCAAACUACACGCAUUAAAUACACCUAGAGAAGCCAAAAAAGAAAGGAAACAAAGAAAUAUAUCAUCAACACAGCUUUGUCUAGUGUCUAGUCUCUAGUGUCUACCACAUACAAGAUCAAGAUCACACGUAUAGUAUAUGAUAUCUUUCUUUUGAUAAUUUGACUGCAAAAAAAAUAUGUCAGAUCAUCAAAGAAUUCAUCCGGUUCAUGAUGUGGAGGCACCACACAGACCAUUGGUGCCUGAAAACACUGCAAAAUCUGACAAGGGUACUACUGAUCUUCCUCGGCGAACAUUUCCUGUGAUGCAUUCAAAGCCACCAAAGAAAAGAAGAAGCUGUUGCUGCAGGUUCCUGUGUUGGACACUCACCACGUUGUUGAUUCUGAUAGUUGCUAUAGCCAUCACUGUAGGGAUCCUAUACCUUGUGUUCAGGCCUAAGCUUCCAAAAUACUCGGUGGACCAUCUCAGAAUAAGCCAGUUCAAUGAGUCUGACAGCAACAACAGCCUCUAUGCCAGCUUCAAUGUGAGAAUCACUGCAAGGAACCCUAACAAGAAGAUUGGGAUAUACUAUGAGGGUGGAAGCCACAUAAGUGCUUGGUACAUGGACACACAACUGUGUGAAGGGUCCUUGCCAAAGUUCUACCAGGGUCACAGGAACACCACAGUGCUUGAUUUGAGUCUCAGUGGCCAAGCACAGGAUGCUAGUGGCUUGUUGAGUAGGAUUCAGCAGCAGGUGCAAGAGACCAACAAUGUUCCACUCAAUCUUAGGGUUAAUCAGCCUGUGAGGGUUAAGCUUGGGAAGUUGAAGUUGUUCAAGGUUAAGUUCAGGGUUAGGUGCAGACUUGUGGUGGAUAAUCUUGGUGCUAGUGAAGAUAUUAGAAUUUCCAGCAGUAGCUGUAAGUUUAGGCUUAGGCUAUGAAUUCAUUAGUACAUGGUAUUGUUCAUUAGUAUAAUAUAUGUGCCAUUGUUCUGUUAUAUAUUAUAUUACUAUUUUGUUUCAUCUUUUUAUAUAUGGUUUGUAUAUGACUGAGAUUUUUCAUAAGCGGUGGAGAGGGUGAUCGAUCAGAUGUGGGUUUUUCUUUCCAUUGGCAAUUUGAGAUACAUUCUUGUACUUUGAUUCUGUUUACUCAGUUACUAUUUCUUAUUCACAAAUUAGCAUAUGUUAUUACCGAUUUUACAUGUUCAAUACUUCAA